GAAGCGGAAGGGGCGCGGACGGCUGCCGGGAAGGGAGAGAAGGAUGGAGUCCGUCGUCUUCAUCUUCUCGCUCAUUGAUUGCUGCGCCCUCAUCUUCCUCUCCGUCUACUUCAUAAUUACACUAUCGGAUUUGGAAUGUGACUACAUUAAUGCUAGAUCUUGCUGCUCAAAGCUGAAUAAAUGGGUGAUCCCAGAAUUGAUUGGCCAUACUGUUGUAACAGUAUUAAUGCUUAUUUCUUUGCACUGGUUCAUCUUCCUCCUUAAUUUCCCUGUAGCAACCUGGAAUAUAUAUCGGUACAUCAUGGUGCCAAGCGGGAACAUGGGGGUGUUUGACCCUACAGAGAUCCAUAAUCGAGGGCAACUGAAAUCACAUAUGAAGGAAGCCAUGAUUAAGUUAGGCUUUCACCUGCUUUGUUUCUUCAUGUACCUUUACAGUAUGAUCCUGGCUUUGAUAAAUGACUGAGGAGCUGAAGGGGGAACCAUUAGUUGCCAAAUUUUGAAUCAUCACUCCUGUGACCAGUUAUGGAGCCAGAGACACCUUCCAAGCAUACCUAGACCAGUGUUGUCAUGCACUAUAUUUUUUCCUCUUUGAACAAGAAAUAUUUUUGCUGUAUUUUUAACAUAAAAUACUUAAAAAAAAAAAAAAAAAAAAAAAAAAAAA
This is a messenger RNA of Gavialis gangeticus (Gharial), 661 nucleotides long. It is a transcript of the gene CNIH4, whose product is annotated as cornichon family AMPA receptor auxiliary protein 4. The transcript is spliced from 5 exons. Gene Ontology annotation, biological process: endoplasmic reticulum to Golgi vesicle-mediated transport. Lineage: Eukaryota; Metazoa; Chordata; Crocodylia; Gavialidae. The record is from RefSeq and is a predicted model, not a curated record. Gene Ontology annotation, cellular component: endoplasmic reticulum membrane; COPII-coated ER to Golgi transport vesicle. The coding region runs from base 44 to 463 and encodes 139 amino acids.